Molecule: messenger RNA, 2109 nt
Organism: Cephus cinctus (wheat stem sawfly)
Lineage: Eukaryota; Metazoa; Arthropoda; Insecta; Hymenoptera; Cephidae
Gene: Dlic
Product: cytoplasmic dynein 1 light intermediate chain 2
Exons: 10
Coding region: 58-1521 (487 amino acids)
Biological process (GO): microtubule cytoskeleton organization; microtubule-based movement
Cellular component (GO): centrosome; cytoplasmic dynein complex
Molecular function (GO): dynein heavy chain binding
Source: RefSeq, a predicted model, not a curated record
GCAAAUGUAAUCGAUAUUACGAGAAUCGAUAUCGCUUUUUAGUCUGUCAAAUGGGUAAUGGCAGCGACGGCAGUUGAGAUGAUGUCGCAGGUCAAUGGGUUUCAGUCGAAAAAGAAGGAUGAGACCGAGAAUAAAGACAAUUUAUGGUCUUCUAUUUUGGCUGAGGUACAAAAUAGCGGGAACAACAAAUUACCAUCGAAUAAAAAUGUCCUUGUUUUAGGUGACAAUGAAAGUGGUAAAACGACACUCAUCGCUAAAUUACAGGGUGUUGAAGAUCCUAAAAAGGGAUCUGGCCUUGAAUUUGCAUAUAUAGAUGUGCGCGAUGAUUACAGAGAUGAUCACACAAGAUUAUCUGUAUGGGUUCUGGAUGGAGAUCCGGGUCAUGCGAAUUUAUUAAAAUACGCUUUGAAUGCUGAGCGGUUUCCACACACGCUCGUCAUGCUAGUAGCAGCUAUGACGACACCCUGGGCUAUACUUGAGCAGCUUCAAGCAUGGGCUGCACUUUUGGGUGAUCACAUUGACAAGUUAGCUCUAGACAAUGAUACUAGGCAGCAAUGUAGACAGCUCAAUGUAAAGAAGUGGCAGGAAUACACAGAACCGGGGGACGAGCUAGAUCCAGGAAGUCCACUGCGACGCACCAGUCGUAAUCUUGACGAUGAAGCUACAGAGUGUUUACCCUUACCAGAGGGAGUUCUAACCACAAACUUAGGCCUUGAUGUCGUUGUUGUAAUAACAAAAACAGAUUACAUGUCAACCUUGGAAAAAGAACACGAUUACAAGGACGAACACUUUGAUUUCAUGCAACAAUGGAUUAGGCGAUUUUGUCUUCAGUAUGGUGCUGGACUAUUUUAUACAUCAGCAAAGGAGGACAAGAACUGUGAUCUGCUAUACAAAUACCUUACACAUAGAAUCUACUCAUUACCAUUUAGAACACCUGCAUUAGUUGUGGAGAAGGAUGCGGUACUGAUUCCUGCUGGUUGGGAUAACAUGAAGAAAAUCAGCAUUCUCCAUGAAAAUUUGCAAUCAAUGAAACCUGAUGAUUAUUAUCGCGACGUUAUCGCCCAACCGGCAACGAAUCGCAAGUGUGUAGCCAGAGAGGUCGAAGUUCGUGCCGAAGAGGAGCAGGUUUUCUUAGCUAGACAACAAGUGGCAUUGUCUGGUCAGAAGGAUCCAACGCGUUCUCCAACAACUCGGAAUCAGGCAAGCCCUGGCCCUGUUAUACAGGUGGCCUCACCGAAUAAAAAAUUGGAUCCCAAGGGCACUGGAGCUACGCCCUCCGGUGAAGGGGUUUUAGCGAAUUUUUUCAAUUCCCUUUUACACAAGAAAACAGGAACAUCGCCAGGAGCACCUGGCUCACCAGGUAGCGUGGGUGGAAGUCCCAUGAAGAUAGAUUCGAUGAUCGCAGAUGGUGGACCGGUGGACAAGGCAGCUAUGCGUAAUGACGCCGCAGCUGAACUGGAUCGUAUAACGCGAACCAAAAAGAUACAAUCGCCGGGCUUGAACUCGUCGUCGGAAUGCUAAGGUAGCACAAAUGUGUAUACUUUGCGACCCAUUCGGUACGUUAUACGGGUUCAGGAACGCGUGGUAUUAGACCUUGAUUCUAUUGUCAUACAGGUACGCGGACUGAAUGAUUAUCAAUUACAUCUGCGCUCCGCGUGUCUAAUUAUACAAUACGUGUAACACAACGCAAAAAAAAGACAAGAAAUGCAUUAUGAUUUACAUGAAUGUUCUUCCCGGUAUCGCGACCUGCAAAAAAACAAACAAGAUGUCUACAGUGGAUUAUAUUUAAAAUGUCUAAACUAUAACAAUGAUUGCAAUUAUUUAUUUUUUUGUGCGAUUACGCAGAGAUUGGGUGUCUCGAGAAAUGCGCGAAUUUCAUGCGUCGACUUCGAUUACCUCGUUUGACUUCUUUCAACAUACUAGUGCUACCGGUUUUGCUAAAGCGAGUUUGAAACUUCAUAGAAUGCGCGACGUGCUCAAUGAAUUUGUCUAAUUUCAAAGAGCUAUGUAUUUCGUGCAUUACAGUAGCUUCGAACGGUACGUCAAGGUUGAUUAUUAACGAUAAAAAUACAUGGAAUAUGUGUAUAUAAAUAUAUAUAUAUAUACAUA